This is a messenger RNA of Musa acuminata AAA Group (dessert banana), 1715 nucleotides long. Its product is annotated as BES1/BZR1 homolog protein 4. The record is from RefSeq and is a predicted model, not a curated record. Lineage: Eukaryota; Viridiplantae; Streptophyta; Magnoliopsida; Zingiberales; Musaceae. Gene Ontology annotation, biological process: brassinosteroid mediated signaling pathway; DNA-templated transcription. The transcript has 2 exons. Gene Ontology annotation, molecular function: DNA-binding transcription factor activity. The coding region runs from base 46 to 1281 and encodes 411 amino acids.
CCGCCUCAGUUCUCAACUCGUCCCCGCGCUCGCUUGCUCCAACAUAUGCUUAUUGAGAUCCCUCCGCUUUCCCCUUUUCCCAUGCGCAUGCCUUCUUCCCCGUCCUCUCUGCUCCGAUCUCUCCGAGCUUGGGAUCGACGAGAUCGGGCGACCGAUCCUUCCUUAUCAGUUGGAGGCAGAUCGAUCGAGGUGGAGGCUGGGGGUUCUUGGGAAGGGAUGACGUCCGGGACGAGGAUGCCGACGUGGAGGGAGAGGGAGAACAACCGGCGGAGGGAACGGCGUCGGCGGGCGAUCGCGGCCAAUAUCUACGCUGGACUGCGGAUGUACGGGAAUUACAAGCUCCCCAAGCACUGCGACAACAACGAGGUCCUCAAAGCCCUCUGCGACGAGGCCGGCUGGACCGUCGAGCCCGACGGCACCACCUACCGCAAGGGGAGUAAACCUUCAGUAGAGUGCAUGGAUGUAGUUGGGGGCUCAACCUCUCCAAGCCCGUAUUCUUCAAACCAGGCAAGCCCAUGCGCAUCUUAUAAUCACAGUCCUGCCUCUUCAUCCUUUGCGAGUCCUGCAUCUUCAUCCUACAUCACCAAUACCAACAAUUCUAUCAAUGGCGCUGAUGGUAACUCCCUCAUUCCCUGGCUUAAAAAUCUCUAUUCAGCUUCCUCUAGUGCCUCUUCAUCCAUGUUUCGACACCAACAGCCUCUUUUCAUGGGUGGUGGUUCCAUAAGUGCCCCCGUGACUCCUCCCAUGAGUUCCCCAACUGCGAGUACACCUUGUAUUAAGACCGACUGGUAUGAUCAAAGUGCACAACCAUUAUGGCCCGGUACCAGCUACAAAUUUUUACCAAACUCAACUCCACCGAGUCCUGGGCGUCAGAUGAUUCCAGAUCCUGCUUGGAUUGCAGGGCUGCAGAUUGAGACAACAUCUCCUUCAUCCCCCACCUUCAGCCUUGUUUCCUCAAACCCAUUUGGGUUUUCAGGUGGAGGCUCUUCAAGAAUGUGGACACCAGGGCAAAGUGGUACCAGUUCCCCUGUCAUGCCUGGUAUAAUUUGGAUGCCGGGGCAGAGUGGCACCAGGUCUCCUGUCAUGCCUGGUAUCUCGCACAACAUCGAUGUUCAGAUGUCGAAUGGCAUUACUGAUGAGUUUGCAUUUGGGAGCAGCAGUAAUGGCAAUAGCCUGCGAGGACUGGUGAAGCCCUGGGAGGGUGAGAGGAUCCACGAGGAAUGCGGACCAGAUGACCUCCAGCUCACUCUUGGCAGCUCAAGGACCAGGGCUGAUGCCUAAUUGAUUUGAAAUGACCGUGCGCUCUAAAGUUUUUAUAGUCUCAUGGUUGUGCUUCAUUUGUUGCUGUUCCUGAGGAGAGGAAAAUAGAGGCCACCUAAUGGUUUCUAGCAAAUAGCCUUCAACCUCUUUCGGGUACCUGAUAUAAUUUAUUUUUGUUGGAAGAAUUUACAUGCCAGUUCAGUAUGCAGUGUAUACUAAUCGACCAGAGUUCUACUUGCCAAAUAUUUGCAUCCAGGGAAGAACUAUGGGCUUAUUACUGUCAUCUUCUUUCUAGCAUUGUGUUUUAAGCUAUCAGAUCACAUUCUAGUCUUGUCGCUUAGGUUCCUUGUAUGAUACUCAUUGCUGUACUCACUUGUAUAACCCCGAACGAUCAUCUGUGUGUUAUUUGCUCUUUUUUCUUGUAGAAAUUUGAAAUUUAUUACAAGUUUUUUGCA